Molecule: messenger RNA, 2708 nt
Organism: Cryptomeria japonica (Japanese cedar)
Lineage: Eukaryota; Viridiplantae; Streptophyta; Pinopsida; Cupressales; Cupressaceae
Product: disease resistance protein Roq1-like
Exons: 2
Coding region: 298-2625 (775 amino acids)
Biological process (GO): signal transduction; defense response
Molecular function (GO): ADP binding
Source: RefSeq, a predicted model, not a curated record
CACAACUAAUCUCAAUUUCCACAAUUAAAAUGAUUAUUAAAAACAAGUUACACAUGUAAGAUUUGCAGAUGUGCCCACAAAAAGCAUAUAUCUUGAAAGAAUCGAAAAUUGUCUGCUCAUUUCCAAGGUAAAUCUGCCUAUGAAAUUUCACACUUUGUGCUUGGCAGCUUGGCUUUGCUCCCACCCAAUUGCAUUUGGAGUCUUGGACUUCAUAACCAUACUUUCUCUUUUGCAAUCUAUUUAGUGGCACAUCCGGGUUCAUACUGUUAAGGUCCUGAAACUUGUGCGGAGCAAGUGAUGGAAAUUUACACUCCAUAUCAACCUCCCACCAUCAAAAUCCCCUUCGAUGUCACUAAGAAGUUUCAUGUGUUUCUCAGCUUUUGUGGAAAAGAUGUGAGAAAAACAUUUGUCGAUCAUCUCUACGAAUCUCUCUGUGUAGCAGGGCUUCGGGUUUUCCUGGACAGUGAAGACUUUAAGCAGGGCAAAGACAUCGAUUCCACCUUGAAAAUGCCCAUUGAAACAAGUCAUAUUGUCAUACCCAUAUUUUCCAGAUUCUAUGCAGAGUCACCUUGGUGUCUGGAGGAGGCGUCGCGGAUGAUUAGAUCCAAUGGCUUCAUCAUUCCCCUGUUUUAUGAUGUGGAGCCCUCUGAUGUUCGCUACCCUCAAAGAAAUGGAGGUAUGUUCGCCCGGGCAUUCCAAAAUCAUUACACCCAUUUAGAUCGCCAGGAUGUAAAGACAAUUGAGGAAUGGAAGAAGGCUCUUCAUCAAAUCUCUUUUUGUUCUGGCUGGACAAGGAAAGCAGAAUUCGGGUACGAAGGAAGACUAGUGAAAAAAGUUAUGAAAGACGUGUUGAAUACCUUCAAGAAUACUCCGCUGGAUGUCCCUGUGCAUCUUGUGGGACUCCAAACGGAUAUCUAUGACCUACUUUGCAGUCUAAAUCUGAGUUCCUGGGACAGUACAGUCAGAGUGGGAAUCAGUGGCUUAGGUGGCGUUGGGAAAACUACCUUAGCGAAGGCUGUCUACAAUAAAAUUCAUGGUGGGUUUGAUGGCUGUUGCUUUGUCUUCAACAUUGGAGCUGCAGUAGAGAAAAACACCAGACUUGUGGACUUGCAGAGAACAAUUUUAAGGAGACUGGUAAAUUACCAUGAAGAAAUUUCAAGUGUUGAUGAGGGAAAAGCUCUCAUGAGAGAUCGAUUGCGAGGAGUUCGUACCCUUGUCAUAUUGGACGGUGUGGAUGAUAGAAGCCAAUUACAAGCGCUGAAUGGCGAUUGGUUUGGGCAUGGUAGUAGAAUCAUCAUUACAUCCCGAGACCAGCACAUACUAAAUCUUGCUGAGGUCGACUCUGUUCACAAAAUGAGUGGAUUGCAGCAGCAUGAAAGUCGCCAGUUGUUUAGCUGGCAUGCUUUCUCAAGGCCAUUUCCAGAUUCCCCUAACGAAGAGAUUUCUACAAGAAUUGCCCAAGCCUGUUGUGGGAAUCCUCUUUUACUAGAAGUCAUUGGAUCACAUUUGUUUGACAAGAAGGAGUCCAGCGAAAUUCAAUGUUGGAAGGAAAUUCUCCUUAACAUUGGAGAAAACCCCAAAAUGUCUACACUCCUUCGGAUCAGUUAUGAUGGACUUGGUGACAUUGAGAAGGAGAUAUUUCUGGAUGUAGCCUGUAACUUUGUAGGUGAGAAGAAAAGACAUGCAGUUAUUUUCUGGGAAGUUUUAUACCCAAAUAAAGUUCAAACAGCUAUCAAGAAUCUUUUGCUGAAAAUGCUCAUAAACAUCAGUGGCCCUCAAGAACUCCUCCAUAUGCAUGACCUUCUGCAGGAAAUGGGAAGAGGAAUUCAAAAGGAAGCUGACCAUAAUAGUAGACUGUGGCUUCCUAUGAGUACACAUAAUGCCUUGAAGAGAGACAGCGCAGAGAGAACGAAAAUGCUGGUUUACACAGGACAGAAUGAAAAUGAGCCUGUUGUCCUGCAUAACAUGCCUUCGCUGCGCUACCUAUUUUUGCAAAAUACAAAAGUGCUGAGCAACAUUGGGAAGCUAGCUCCAAAUUUGUUAUGGAUAAGAAUUAGAAAUUGCGAAUUUCUAAGUGAUAUAUACACAUGGUUAAUAUUAAGAAACAGACUCCAGUUUGAUGGCAGUUGGUCUCAAAUCAGGAUGUUUAGUCUAGAGCUGUGUGCAAGUCUUACCAGAACCCCAAAAACACUUAACAAUUCAGUGAAUCUUCAGUGCUUGAAUUUGGAGCAUUCAAGCACUAUCCCAACCAUCCCAAACUCGGUCGGCAACUUUUCACAACUGAAGCAAUUCAAUUUGGGCGGCUGUGCAAGUUUAACAAGCCUUCCUGACACUGUGGGCAACUUGAAGCAGCUAAAAGAUUUGUCUUUGGGAGGCUGUACAGGUCUCAAAAGCCUUCCCAGCACUGUAGGUAAUUUGGCUCAACUACAAGUGCUGAAUUUGUAUGGAUGUAGAGGCCUAAGGGUUCUUCCUAACUCAGUGGGCGAGUUGGAAAAACUCCAAGUGUUGAACUUGCAUGGUUGUGAAAGUUUACAAAGCCUUCCUUCCAAGCUUAGGAUGUUAAACUUCCAUGGUGCUCAGAUCUCGGAUGCUUCCAGCAUAUGGAAUCUCAAGUCUACAAAAUAGAUAAAUUAUAAUUUGUAAAUUGACUUCUAUUUCGUUUAAGGUUUCUUGUUUAGAAAUUUGAAAGAGGAUUGCUUUCAGUUGCA